Molecule: messenger RNA, 609 nt
Organism: Symbiodinium sp. CCMP2456
Lineage: Eukaryota; Dinophyceae; Suessiales; Symbiodiniaceae
Source: the annotation of a GenBank genome assembly
AUGAAGCGCCUUCUGGCGCCGGCUCUUGUGGCCUCGGUGGCGCAACAAAGCCAAGCUAGUGUUCCCAGCUGUGCCAUUGUCGGUCAAGGGUACGAUGACCCUGUGGUCACCUCGGUAAAUGGCGGCACUGGAGUGCUGGACGCAAGCGUCUGUCAAGAGAAGUGCGCGCAGCACUUGAACUGCUCUGUCUUCACCUACUACUUGCAGGGCGGAGGCUGUUGGCUCCAGGGCUCCGGCCUGCAGCCCAAGGCGAUCCCCAACGCCGUGGCUGGGCCGAGGUCCUGUGAUGCGAGCUCCAUCCCGAGACCGAGCCCGGCGAGGCCGAAAGUCGCGAGCCCGAAACCCACGGCAGCUCCGGCGGCGCCUUCGGCCGUAGCGGCAGAGGUCCUGACGACGACGCUGAUGCCGGCCCGGUUCAUCAAGGCUGGGAACGACCUCUACUUCGCCGAGGGCUCGAAUCCACGCAGGAAGCACUUGGUGCGCUUCGCCUGCUUCGGCUGCGAGGACGCCUGCAGCAACUUCGUCUCCGUGUCGCCGGACUACGCCGCAGCUUUGAGCCAAGACAUCGACUUCACCUGCUCGAUGCUGGCCCCCGUCACGCAUUUUUAG